UUGGACCCCACUUCAACAUUUUUUUUUCCCAAAACAGUGUCCUUUCUCUGUCCAUGUAGGUAGCUGGCUCUUCUCGAAGCAUAGUAAAACUGAACCCCACUUCCUUUCCUCACAAGGCCUUAAUUUGCCGAGCAUGCAGUGCCCAUAAAAAACACAGCUUUUUUCUUUUCUUUUUUUUUUUUGUCCUGCAACACAUAUAUAUAGACUUCUCUACAUACUCCAUUUGGUACACCAGCUUUAUCAUCAGUUAUUUCUCUCAUCUCCCACCUUUCUAUUUUCUUUUUGGUCUCUUUCUGAUCUGAUCAAUAUUCUUAUUUUCUUCUUUUUUUAUAUAUUUAAUUAAUGCCGGAAAACAUGAGCAUAUCUGUAAAUGGACAAUCUCAAGUCCCUCCCGGAUUCCGAUUUCAUCCCACCGAAGAAGAACUCUUGCAAUAUUAUCUCAGGAAGAAAGUUUCAUAUGAGAAGAUCGAUUUAGAUGUAAUUCGGGAUGUUGAUCUUAACAAGCUGGAGCCCUGGGAUAUUCAAGAGAGGUGCAAAAUUGGAACCACUCCUCAGAAUGAUUGGUACUUUUUUAGCCACAAAGACAAGAAGUACCCUACUGGGACUCGCACGAACCGUGCUACUGCUGCGGGGUUUUGGAAAGCGACCGGCCGUGACAAGGUUAUACAGAGCAACUGCCGGCGGAUCGGAAUGAGAAAGACUUUGGUGUUUUACAAAGGACGAGCCCCUCAUGGCCAAAAAUCUGAUUGGAUCAUGCAUGAAUACAGACUAGACGAUAACAUCGUUGAAACCAACGUCUCCAAUGCUAUGGGGGAGGGGACACAGGAAGAGGGGUGGGUGGUAUGUCGUAUAUUCAAGAAGAAAAAUCACCACAAAAAUCUAGACAGCCCUAUUAGCUCAUCUCUCACUGCAGAAACCAGGAACCAUAUGUUCAGUGCGUGCAAUGAAGGAGCCUUGGAGCAGAUACUCGAAUACAUGGGAAGGAAUUGCAAGGAAGACAGUGAAGCAAACAACAGUACGAGAUUCCUCAGGCCCGUCGAGACAGCCAUUAGCAACGGCUACCCGGACUCAUUCAUGAAACUACCAAGCCUAGAGAGCCCAAACUCCACCAACAGCCAAAACUGUUUCCAACCUAUGAUGACAGGCAAUGAAGGUUCAAUCACCAACCAGGUGAGUGGUGAUCCCAACUCAGUUUAUCACAAUGACUCAGGGCUCACCAACUGGGCAGCACUUGACCGGCUUGUAGCAUCUCAACUCAAUGGCCAAACAGAGACUUCUAGGCAAUUGGCCUGCUUCAGUGACCACCCCAUGGCCUACUGCAACUCAAGUACUGAUCAUCAUGAUCUCCAAUUACCAGCCCUUCGAUCAUCAUCGACAUCGUCCAACAGGUCUUACCAUGGAACUCAGGAUUAUAACAGCGAAAUAGACCUCUGGAGUUUCACUAGAUCAUCGUCUUCAUCCUUGUCAUCAUCCGAUCCACUGUGCCACGUGGUGAAUGCUAGUGUAUAACAGAAUUACCCUUAGUUCCUAUAUAUAAUUAUACCUUAGUUCCUAAAGUCAGAAGGUUAUUAUUACGAGUUGUGUUGAUGAAUAUAUAAAUGAUAUUAAUAUAAAUAAAGUGAAAAUUAUUCUUAGAUGGGGUAGCUUUGUCAACCAUUAUCGUUACUUAAUCAACAUGUCUACCAUUUUCAUAAAUUUGUUCUCUACAAGCCUAGCAAUC
Messenger RNA from Durio zibethinus, 1720 nucleotides. RefSeq names its product NAC domain-containing protein 43-like. Gene Ontology annotation, biological process: regulation of DNA-templated transcription. Gene Ontology annotation, molecular function: DNA binding. The record is from RefSeq and is a predicted model, not a curated record. Lineage: Eukaryota; Viridiplantae; Streptophyta; Magnoliopsida; Malvales; Malvaceae.